AUGCUCCGCGACGAGCUUCUCCGGUCUAAGAAGGAUGAGAUCGCAAACUGUUUGUUGUCGCGUAAGCGAAAACUGACCGAAUUGUAUUAUGCGACCGUGGGUUUUGAGGGUGCGACCGCCGAUUCGCUCUAUAAUCAAAAGGAACAGGCGUUUCUCGACGCCAACGACCUCUCUAGAGGUCGUUACUUUGACGAAUCUACAUUACCAUCGCCUGCCCACGCGCGCGCGCGAGACACCGCUAAGAAAGCGAUCGCAUCGACAUCAACAAGUGCGACAAAGCCCCAGCCACCUCUUGAUACCGCCCCGGCGCCGAUCACAGAUGGCGAAGCUCCCUCAAGCCCGACCAAAUCCACCCAGCGCGAAAAGCCUCAUCCGACCUUGCCAGAAACUUCGAAGUCUAUAGCAUCAACUUUAAAAGAUACGAAGGACAUUGUCGAUUCACCAGAUCCUAUUAGUAGCCCGCAAGCAUUCCUGGGACAGGGCGUUCCGGUCGACGCCGCACCAUUCAAACCAAGCGUUGAACAACCAAAUAUAUCAGUGCCGGAAAUUCCAAUCAGCUCCCAAGGACAGGAUGGAGCAGACGUUAAGAUCUCCCCGAAGGCAGUCAAACCGGCUACGGCAAUCACCACAUCCUCAGCGGAGUCGGGUGGUAUCUCUGACUCUCUGCUGCGAAAGAAAACCGACCCACGACCCACCCUCACAAUAGGCCCUUCAACCACCGACCAGCCACUCUCACCCGCCUCAUCUAUCGAUCCAUACUCUAAUAAUACGCCGGCUCCCGUCACUGCAUCUCCCGUCACCAGUCCAGGCGAGGAAGCGACAGAGGCUGGGAAGAUUGGCCGCCCGAGUCCCAGGCAUGAUCGAUCUCUGCAUCCUCGUCGAAGUUUAAUACCCUCGACUCCCGAUGAGCAGUUGCGGAUGGAGGAAGCACAGUCAAUGCAGAAUGCGGAGGAAGCUCAGGCUGCUUUGCUUUCUAAGGCGGAUGUGAACGAAAAUGACGUGGGCACAGUUUCGAAUGAGGACGCAAUGGAAGUCGACCAACCACCUUCAACGGACGACGUGGAGGAAAAAAUCCAAGAUACAGCCAUCCCAUCUGUUGCAGACGAUCUCUCACCCACCGAGCGCCCUGCUGAAACAACAGAACCCGUUGAAAACGGCGACAAUGUAUUAGCGGAUAAGGAACAGGUAGUGAUUCCACCUACCCAACCCGAGACUUCGCAACCUGAAAGAAUGACGACUCGCGUAUCAUCAGGCGCCAUUCGCCAUAAAUCCGUCUCGGAAAUUCUGGGAGAAACGCCGCGCACACCUCACGCAGCUAGUGAACAUGACACGCCUGAUAGUGUUUCGCGAAUGCGAUUAAAAGAUCGCAAGGAUCGUGAGAAGGAGAGAACUCGCCUCGCCACCGUUGUCUUCCCUAAUAAGACCCCACAGCAAGAUAAAGCGGAUUCACAGGAACUUAUUCACCGAGACUCGGGGGAGGCUAUUGUCAAAAUGAACGAAGAGCAGGAUUAUCUAUUCACUUUGUUCCUGAAUAGGGCCUAUGCGCCCCCACGGGGAAUGAAUAUGAAUACUCUCCUAGCAUCUGCUCAUAAGACUCUGAAUACUGGAAAUCACCUACUAGAAUACCAGGAACAGAUGGAUUGUCGAACAUUGCGCCGUAUAUACGCCCUCCAGAAUGCCAAUAGAUGGCCAUUGCGACAAAUGAAGCGAUCACCCGAACCUCCACGCCAAGGUGCUCACUGGGAUGUUGUUUUGGAUCAUAUGAAGUGGAUGCGCACGGAUUUCCGCGAGGAGCGAAAAUGGAAAAUUGCAGCUGCUAAGAGUUGUGCGGACUGGUGUGCUGAGUAUGUGAAUUGCGACGAGGAGCACCAGACUUUACUUCGGGUUAAUGCGAAGGUUCCUACGCCGACAUCUGGGACACAAGAUGCGACGAAGAUGGACGUGCCUUCUCCUGAGGAUACAAGUGAUGAAGCGGCUAUCUCACACCCCACGCCAGAUCUCGUUCCCUCUGCUGAAGAGGAAUCGGUUAGCGAUGGUUACAAUGAAGAAUCUCGACAUGACAUUCAUGAUACCGUUGCUCCCGCAGCUAUCUUUUCUCUUGGCUCUGAUGAGUUCAACUUCUCCAUUGAUAUGACCCCUGCCGCCGAGAAGCUGCUGGAUGAAUUGCCUUUAUACGAACCACUGCGGAUUCCAUCGGAUCCCAAAAACCCGAUUUUCAAGCAACUGCCAGAUUCAGUCUGGAAAACGGAGUUACUGCCGGUUUCUAAAUAUGCAAGCACCAGGAUCACCUUCCACAAUGGCCAACCCCCUCGCAAACGAAGCCGAUACGACUAUUCUCAAUAUGGUUCCGAUUUAGAGGCUAACAUCACUGACAUCCCUCCAGAGCAGACCAAUGUCGCUCUGUUCCGACCCGAAAACAAACCCAUCCGUGAUCGUAUUCAUCCUGGACACUCGUUUAGACCACCAACUGAACAUCCGAUGCCAUCGGUUGGGUUCUUCGAGUCGCGACAAUCUUCACAGUGGACCUUACCUGAAGAUGAUGAACUUCGUCGAUUAGUUAAGGAAUAUUCGUACAACUGGUCUUUGAUCUCAAGUUGCCUGAGCUCGCCAUCAUUAUUUACCUCGGGAGCCGAAAGACGGACCCCAUGGGAAUGCUUUGAGCGCUGGGUUGGGCUCGAAGGUCUUCCUGCUGAUAUGUCCAAGACACAGUACUUCCGGGCUUAUCACCAGAGGCUCGAGACUGCCCAGCGAACCGUGCUAGCUCAGCAACAGGCGGCCCAACAACAGCAACAGCAACAGCAGCAGGCUAAUGGUGGCGGCCAGGCGAUACCCCCUGUUCGUCGUCGGACAACCCAGCCUUUGCGCGUGGACAGGAGAAGGUCUUCUCGACACCUUGCAUUGUUGGAUGGGAUGCGUAAAUUGGCGAAGAAGAGAGAGACAAUUCUACAAAAACAACAACACGCUACUCAUCUCGCCUCGCUGAGAAAGGACAAUGAAGCUAAUAAACCCAAGCCGCCAAUCACAACCCCUGCCGAGUUCAGCCGCCUCAAAUAUGACCGCGAAAUGAAGUUGCAAGAAAGACAAGAACAGUAUCGUCAGCAGAUGAUUGCUCAGCAGAGAGCAAAUCUCGCCGCUCAACGUGCUGGUCAGUUGCCAAAUCAGCAACAACAGGGCGCACUGAACGCGCAAGGCCGAGCCCCCAACAAUCUACCACCGCACUCCGCCAAUGCCGCUAUGCCUAAUGGAACACCGAAUGGUGUACCUCCUAAUAUGCAGGCUGGCGCUGGCGUAAACCAAACUCGCCCACAGGCGAUACAGGGAAUGUCAUCAGGGGUAGCUCCGCCCAAUGGCCAGCUGCCAGCCAAUGCCAUGGCUAUGAAGAUGAUGCCUCAAGGUCAGAUUCCUCAAGGCGUGGGGGCCAGACCUGGCAUGCAAAUGCAAACAUCUCCAGAUAAUGCACGUGUCAUUCGAGAAGCCACCCGCCUACAGGAGCAACAGCGCCUUUUGCAGUCUCGACAGCAAUCUCAACAAGUCCCGCAACAAGGCCAGCCCCAACAAGCGCAGCAGCAAUUUCACAACCAACAGUUCGCGCCUCAGGGGUCACACUCGCCUAGUUUGAACAUGCCGAAUGUCAAUGGCGGUGCGAACAACCCGGCAAUGAUAGCGGCUCUUCAAGCCCAAGGAGGAAUGCAGAGUCCCUCUUUCCAUGGCGCCACUCCUCAGGGCGUUUCAACACCGUCUCCUCGUAUGGCUCAGCCUAAUCCCCUCUCUAGUGGCGUGGUCCCUACCAUCAGCACUUUCCAAAAUCAGAUUCAGCGAGCCAAUCCCAACCUUCCUGCUGAGCAAGUGAACAAAUUGGCCACAGACCGACUCAACCAGUAUCAACAACAGCGCAUGUCUCAACAAGCUGCAAUGAAUGCUGCUGCUGGAGGUAUGAACCAGGUUCAAGCCAACUAUCAAGUACCGCACGAUGGAGGCUUCCAAACCCCUCAACAGCCUGGCAUGCCCACUGGAAACCCGGCAAUGCAGGUACCCCAAAAUCAAGGAUUUUCUCCGAUGAUGCGGGUGCCUCAAGCUAAUCAGCAAAACCGGGUUGCUCCUACCAGUUCACCGGCAAUGAACGGCGCCGUUCCCCAGGCAAGCCGAAGCGCAACACCUCAAACUCAGCGCAGUGGAAGCGCUCAAGCUGGUCCCGUGCAAGGCUCUAGCAAAAGCCCCCAUCCACCACCUGCUCAGACGACUACGAGCUAA
Molecule: messenger RNA, 4251 nt
Organism: Penicillium angulare
Lineage: Eukaryota; Fungi; Ascomycota; Eurotiomycetes; Eurotiales; Aspergillaceae
Gene: eaf1
Product: MYB and HSA domain protein
Exons: 3
Coding region: 1-4251 (1416 amino acids)
Source: RefSeq, a predicted model, not a curated record